Molecule: messenger RNA, 1098 nt
Organism: Helobdella robusta
Lineage: Eukaryota; Metazoa; Annelida; Clitellata; Rhynchobdellida; Glossiphoniidae
Exons: 8
Coding region: 1-1098 (365 amino acids)
Molecular function (GO): protein binding
Source: RefSeq, a predicted model, not a curated record
AUGGGUUCGUUCAGUGACUGGAUUCAAAUUCAUAAAAAUAUUUCCGGAACAAGUUUUGUAAUAAAGGAAUUUGACCGUGAAAAAGAUAGUUUAUACAGGAUAAAAGCUGAAAAUAAUUUUGGAAUUUCCGAUCCAUCAAUGUGUGUUACAUUUUAUGGAGAGCCAAGUAGUCAGAAUGACCAAAUUUUUCAAAAAAAGUUGGAUCCAAGAAACGACAAACUUCCGCCAAAAACCCCGCGUGAUAAACCAAUGAUAAAAGAUUUUGAAAAUAAACUUGAAAUAUCAUGGCAUGCAUCAGAAUUUUCAGAAAAUGCUAUAUCGACGGAUGUUUAUUAUGUUGUUGAAAGGAGGUGUCCACCAAGUAGAAAUUGGAUUGAAAUAGCAAAUGAUAUCAAAGACACAAAGUAUAUUAUGAAUGAAUAUAGAUCAGAAAAAGAUUACAUGUUUCGAAUUCGAGCUGGAAAUGAGUUUGGCGUCAGUGAUCCCACAUUGGCUGCUUCAGUUUUUGCUAAGCUUGAUUUAUCAAGUUUAAAAAAGUCUUCAUCAACAAGCCACGAUUUCAAUGAGUUCAAAUCAAAAGUAAAGCCUCGCACAAUUUGGGAUAGACCUGAUAUUGAAGCUGUUAAACCUGAUUCAUUUGUUCUAAAAUGGAAAGCCAGUAGUGUUCCUCAGUAUGCCGUUCAAACUGACAUAUGGUAUGUCGUCGAACAAAGAUGUCUUCCGACUGCUGAUUGGACCACGAUAGCUUCCGACCUGAAAGAUACACAUUUCAAAGUGACUAAGUUUAGUCCACUAAAAGAUUACUACUUUCGUGUAAGAGCAGUUAAUGAAUUCGGAAUGGCCGAACCAUCAAUGCCUGUUAUGUACAAAAAGAAUGAAAGAGUAAUUCCCGAAAUUAUUGGUGUAACAGAUGAGGUUCAGUAUGGCGUUGAAGGUCGUCCAUCAAACAUCACUUUCAAGGUGCGGGGUUAUCCUGAACCAUCAGCCACUUGGUAUUUUAAUAACAUCAGACCUUUUCUCACGUUUGAAAUGGCCUCCACGUUAGAACGCUACAUUGCAUCAUCUCGCCUCGACUACAGCAACUCUCUGCGUACCUAA